Messenger RNA from Aureobasidium subglaciale EXF-2481, 837 nucleotides. RefSeq lists its product as uncharacterized. The transcript has a single exon. Lineage: Eukaryota; Fungi; Ascomycota; Dothideomycetes; Dothideales; Saccotheciaceae. Gene Ontology annotation, molecular function: methyltransferase activity. The record is from RefSeq and is a predicted model, not a curated record. Bases 1 to 837 code for a protein of 278 amino acids.
AUGCCAGAAACCACCUACAUAAACGGCUACCACCCUUCAGUGCUAGCAACACACAACGCCCGCACAGCCCAAAACUCCUGCCAAUUCCUCCUCCCAACCCUCUCCACCUUAUCCACAACCCACGCAUCUUUUUCCCUCCUCGACGCCGGCUGUGGUCCAGCGAGUAUAACAAUCUCUCUCGCCCUCCUUUUCCCUGCCGCAAGAAUCACAGCAUUAGAUCUUUCGUCCAAAGCUCUUGAACCAGGGCGUCACGCAGCAAAACAGCAAAACGUGAGCAACAUCGAGUUCAAGGAGGGAAAUGUAUAUACCCUGCCUUUCGCAGAUGAAAUCUUCGAUGUAGUACAUGCACAACAAUUACUCUGUCACUUACCCGAUCCCAUCAAAGCAAUUGCCGAACUCCUCAGAGUUACCAAAAAGGGAGGUGUGUUGGCGCUCAGAGAAGCAGAUACAAGGGCCAUAUUCUUUUAUCCUGAACUACCUCUUUUGAAGAAGAAUUGGGAACUCUUUGCAAAGACCAUGGAGGGGGAGGGCAAUACAGGGGAUACGAGUGCUGGUAGGAAAUUGAGGAAAUGGGUUAGAAGUGCUGGGGUGAAGGAGGAAGAGGUGAGGUGUAGUGCAGGGACUUGGUGUUACAGCUCCGAGGUUGAGAGGGUGGCUUUUGGGGAGGCGUGGAUGGAGAGGGUGGUGGAGAGCGAAUUCGCAGUCAAAGUCGUUGAGCAAGGUCUUGCCACGAAACAAGAAAUGGCAGAGAUUCGCGAAGGGUGGAGAGAAUGGUCUCAAGACCCAGAUGGUUGGCUAUGUAUCCCUCACGGAGAAGCCUUGAUCACAAAUAUCUAA